AUGGCUUCCAAUGGGGUGUCCGCUGAAUUACUCCGUGCCUACAAACUUGAUGGAACAAACUACACGGUUUGGAAAAGGAAAAUCAUGUUCUUGCUUACGGCUGAGAAUAUUGAUUAUGUUUCUGAAACUCCGGCGCCUAACGAGCCAGCAGAGGAUGCUACAGAUGAAGAAAAGCAGGAAUACAAUGAUGAACUGAAGCAAUGGACCAAGGACAACAAGACUGCCAGAGUUUAUAUCCUUGGCUCGAUGACUGAUUCGUUGGCUGCGGAAUAUGAGUCGGAUAGAACAGCUUAUGGAAUAAUGCUCAGGCUGGAACAAGAUUUUGGAGAAGUUUCCCUUGUGAAGGUGCUUAGUCUUGUGAACAAGUUUCUGACAUCGAAGAUGGGUGAUAAAACAGUCAAUGAACACUUCAACAAGCUCUGUGUCUUGGCGGAAGAAUUAAAAACUGCUGGUUAUCCGUUCCAGGAGGAAGUACAAGUCAUGGUUGUUCUGAAUUCUUUGCCACCAUCAUGGGAACAGUUCAAGAUUUCUUUUUGUCAUUCAGAACGCACACUCAAUAUGAGGAACCUGAGGCAACACUUGCUAAUGGAGGAGGAUCGCAGGCUUAACUCAGGGAAAGAUAAAGCUUCUUAUCAGCCAGAGCUUCACCUUGGUGAGUACAAAAACAAUGGGAACCGGAGGAAUUGGAAUAAGAGAGGAGGAGGACCGGACCUAAGGGACAAGAUCAAUUAUAAACGUGACAGGGAUCAAAGGAACUACAGAGAUGAGAGGAGGGACAGGGGGCAGCAUGGAAAUAACAACAACAACAACAACUCUUUUCAGAAGAUUGACAAGAGGAACUACAAGUGCCAUAAUUGUGGUAAUACAGGCCACUUCAGGUCAGAAUGCACCAAGAGGAGGAAGCCGAACAGCGAAAGGGAUAAUUUUCACAAGGAUGACAGCCGCAAGGGGAAUCAAUCCCCUGAAGGAGCUGUCGAGAGGGUUACUCAUCAUAGAAUUAGAAAAGCUAGCUAG
Messenger RNA from Triticum turgidum subsp. durum (durum wheat), 1014 nucleotides. Lineage: Eukaryota; Viridiplantae; Streptophyta; Magnoliopsida; Poales; Poaceae. The record is from the annotation of a GenBank genome assembly.